GGGGCCGUUUGACGGUCCGUUCUCGACCGGUGGCCGUGUGCCGCUGCCGCCAGUGUCUCGUUGAACGCGAACGUAAGCGCGACACGCGCCCAAAUUUUUUACCCGGAGACCGUCUUGCUAUAUAGACUGUGCCGGGUUUUCUUCACUUUCCAUUCCUUGAAUAAAUCGAAAUUUUAAUUUAUAAAUAAAUUCACUUAAUUCCUUAAGCAAAUUUUAUCAAUGAACAUGAGCGUUUUAACGCUCAUUAUAAAUUUAUUCACCUGAAAAAAAAUUAAAACAAAAAAAAUGAUUUUCAAAAAAUAACAAACAAUCGAGUGUUGAGUGAAGUGUUAAUUUUUUUUUUUUUUAAGACAAUUAGAAAAAUUAUAUUUCAUAGACAGUGCAAAUUAAAUGUUUUCGUGAUAGAAUCUAUAUAUUAUAUAUAUAUAUUUAAAAUAAUCAUAGUAAUAAUAAAGCUGUGCAAUGGAGUACCAACAAUUAGUGUCACCAGCAGUUACUGUUGUGCAGCAUGCAACCCACCACCCCCAACCGACAACACAACCACAAUCACAACAGCAACAACAGACCCAUCAUCAGCAACAACAAAACCAAUCACAAGUUACAGUACCACCCUCGCAUCCUCAUAUCGUCCUUGCACCUGCGCAUCAACCCCAGCAGCCGCAGCCACCGCCUCCAAAUUUGCCUCCACCUACCACACACGCGCACCAAUUGCAUCCACCCUUACCGCCUAUACACGACGACAGUACCAGUUCACGGUGGACACAGUACCAACACAUAUGGCGGCAACAUCACGUUUAUAUUAAUGGUAAACAAAAUAAAGAUGGACCAGAAGAAAAAAAAGACGCGGAUGGUGAAUUAUGGGGCAAUGUGGAAGCACAAGCCGCCUUUCUUGGUCCCAAUUUAUGGGACAAAACUCUGCCUUACGAUGCCGACCUGAAGGUAUUAAAUCAUUAUGUGGAUCUGGACGAGUUUUUAUCAGAGAAUGGUAUACCUGUUGACGGAGUGGGCGGUGGUGUACAAGGUACCAUGCAGCCUGGUCAGUUACACAAACUUAAUAACGCAAAUGAAGCUGCGAGUCAUCAAGGACCUGCUGGAUUACAUCUUGAACCAGUUACCAAACGUGAAAGAUCCCCCUCACCCAGCGACUGUUGUUCGCCUGACACACUCAAUCCACCAUCACCUGCCGACUCGACGUUGUCGAUGGCGUCAUCGGGACGAGACUUUGACCCAAGAACACGGGCAUUCUCCGAUGAGGAACUUAAACCACAACCGAUGAUUAAGAAAUCUCGGAAACAGUUUGUGCCGGAUGACCUGAAGGAUGACAAAUAUUGGGCACGUCGUAGGAAGAAUAAUAUGGCUGCUAAAAGAUCGCGAGAUGCGCGUCGUAUGAAGGAAAAUCAAAUUGCUUUGAGAGCUGGUUUUCUUGAAAAAGAGAAUAUGGGACUGCGACAAGAACUUGAUCGAUUAAAAAACGAAAAUAUGUUACUGCGUGAUAAAUUAAGUAAAUACACGGAUGUUUAACAGACGGUCAAGUUUAAAUCAUCAUCUUGACCAGAUAAAUAAAUAAAUAUAAUAAAUAAUUAAAUAGACUCUAGGCGUACGAGGAGGAAUCCAUCCGCUUAAGAAGAGUAUCGAAAACAUUAUCAAGAAGAUGAAGCAAGCUGAAGUGAUUCUGGACAAUUUUUUCCUGCCUAAAGAUCUCCGUGUCAAUUCUCCGUUCCUAAAAAAUCCCAGCUCCUUUAGAAAUAAUUUUUUUAAAAAACCACCUCUAGACCAUCCCGAGAGAUGACGAGAAGAAAUGAUGAUGAUAAUAAUUAAUAAAAAUAAGAAGAAGAAGAAGAAGUAGAAGAGGAACAAGAGUUUUAGAUUAUUGUAGAAAAAAUUGUCAAGAAAUCUUGAAGUUUCUUCAUCAUCGUCGCCUCACUUGUACAUAGUUAUAUAUGUAUAGUUAGAUUAUAUACGUCAUUGGAUGUCAUAUAUUUGCAGCUACGAACAAUAUUAAAAACUAAAACUUUAAAAUUAUUAUAAAUGAAAUGAGAGCGAGAGUGAGCAAGGAGACAGGGAGAGAUGAGCGCGUGUGUGAAUGUGCCGUCAAUUUUUUUUUGAUCUUUAAUUAAUUUAAAAAACAACCACUAAAAAUCAUGAUUUAGUUCUCAAUAGAUCAAUCGAUUAAUUAAUUAUCCAAUAUCAAAUAAUUUAUUAAUUAAUCAAUUGAUCGAUUAGCAGCUUGUUCAUUUAAAUUAAAAAAAUCGGACACAUUGUUACCAUAAUAAAUCAUUUAUAUAUGAGAAUUUAUACAUGCAGAUAUGUAGCGAAUAUAGUAAAAGUACGUAGACUUAAAUAACUAAAAACUGCACGAAUGCAAAGGUUGUCUCAAAAAAAUAAUUAAAAUAAAUCAGUUAAUUGAAAAAAAAAAAAUAAUGAUUGUAUUUGUACGGUAAUUGGAAUUUUUUACGUCCAGAUUUGCAGUUUUUUAAAAAAUGAUAUUUAAACAUUUAAAUUAAGAUAUUAAAAUUAUUAAUUAUUAAUUAUUGUUGAGACAAUUGCUAAAUAGCAACAAAAGUGAUUAAAAAAUAAUAAUAAUUAAUUAUAGAUUGAAAAGGUAAUACAAGAGU
Molecule: messenger RNA, 2615 nt
Organism: Microplitis demolitor
Lineage: Eukaryota; Metazoa; Arthropoda; Insecta; Hymenoptera; Braconidae
Gene: Pdp1
Product: thyrotroph embryonic factor
Exons: 6
Coding region: 463-1521 (352 amino acids)
Biological process (GO): regulation of transcription by RNA polymerase II
Cellular component (GO): nucleus
Molecular function (GO): RNA polymerase II cis-regulatory region sequence-specific DNA binding; DNA-binding transcription factor activity, RNA polymerase II-specific
Source: RefSeq, a predicted model, not a curated record